Molecule: messenger RNA, 3195 nt
Organism: Photinus pyralis (common eastern firefly)
Lineage: Eukaryota; Metazoa; Arthropoda; Insecta; Coleoptera; Lampyridae
Gene: Gart
Product: trifunctional purine biosynthetic protein adenosine-3
Exons: 13
Coding region: 134-3154 (1006 amino acids)
Biological process (GO): 'de novo' IMP biosynthetic process; adenine biosynthetic process
Cellular component (GO): cytosol
Molecular function (GO): ATP binding; phosphoribosylamine-glycine ligase activity; phosphoribosylglycinamide formyltransferase activity
Source: RefSeq, a predicted model, not a curated record
AAACAUGACCCCGUAACUUAAGGUCCGUUCGAAUUAAGCAACAGUUUAACAAAUAAAGUGAUAUUACAAUCGUUCAUUCUUCUAUUUAUUGACUGACACGUAGCGGUUCUCUUUUACUUAGAAUCAUUAAAAAAUGAGUGGAAAAGUUUUGGUGAUCGGAAGCGGCGGACGCGAACAUGCGAUAGUUUGGAAACUUUCUCAAAGUGCCGAUGUGCAAGAAAUAUUUGUUGCACCCGGUAGUUACGCCAUUCAACAGUGCAAAAAGACCGCCUGCAUUGAUCUUAAUGUUAAUCAACACGAAGAAAUUGCCCAAUGGUGUCAGACCACCGGUGUGAACCUAGUGGUCGUUGGGCCCGAAGAUCCCCUAGCCAAGGGCAUAGCCGACGUACUCACUUCACGUGGAAUUCCAACAUUCGGUCCUCACAAAAACGCGGCUCAGAUCGAAUCCGACAAGGCGUGGGCGAAAGACUUUAUGGACCGUCACGGAAUACCGACGGCACGAUGGAAGUCAUUCGCCGACGCCGCCGAAGCCAAGUCUUUCGUUAAUAAUGCGGAUUUUCCCGCGUUGGUCGUAAAAGCCAGCGGAUUGGCAGCCGGUAAGGGAGUUAUCGUCGCGUCUAGUAAAAAGGAAGCGUGCGAGGCGGUUGAUAUGAUUUUGACCGAUAAGAAAUUCGGGGCGGCUGGAGAAAGCGUGGUGAUUGAGGAGUUGUUGGUCGGUGAAGAGAUUUCGGUUUUAGCGUUUUGUGAUGGCACGACAGUGAGUGCGAUGUUGCCUUCCCAAGAUCAUAAGCGCAUAUUUGAUGGGGAUAAAGGUGGUAAUACAGGUGGAAUGGGUGCCUACUGCCCUUGUCCCUUUUUGAACGACGACCAACUUGCGUAUGUUAACAAACAUGUUCUGCAAGCAACCAUAGACGGCUUCUUAAAAGAAAAUAUGAGAUUUGUUGGCGUUCUGUAUGCCGGUUUGAUGUUAACCGAACAUGGUCCCAAAGUGUUGGAAUUUAACUGCAGAUUCGGCGAUCCUGAAACAGAAGUUAUUUUACCACUUCUGCAAACUGAUCUGUAUUCAAUUAUGAUGUCAUGUUGUACGGGAAAAUUAGACAGUAUUAAACUGGAAUGGAGAGAAAGUGUAUUUGCGGUUGGAGUUGUAAUGGCGUCGAAGGGUUAUCCGGAGAGUUCAAGUAAAGGGCAAGUUAUUAGAGGUUUAGAAAACGUAAGCAGUUUGCCGGAUCAGGUAGUGUUCCAUUGUGGAACAGCGAUAAAAGAUGACAAUUUAGUCACAAAUGGGGGACGGGUUCUAAUAUCAGUGUCACUAGCAUCUGAUUUGCUAACAGCCGCGGCACGUGCAACCAGUUCAUGCGCACUUAUCAAUUUUGAUGGUCAACAGUACAGGCACGAUAUAGCACGGAAGGGAAUAUGCCUAUCCAUUUUAAACAGAGGUAAUUUAACUUACCAGCAAAGUGGCGUCGAUAUCGUUGCCGGUGACCGUUUGGUCGAUUUUAUCAAACCUUUGGCCAAAUCGACGCAGCAGCGAGGUGUUGUUGGCGGAAUUGGCGGUUUUGGCGGACUUUUCGACCCCAAAGCGGCAGGGUUUAAUGAUCCACUUUUGGUGUCUGGCGCGGACGGUGUCGGUACCAAACUAAAGAUUGCUCAAGAAGUUGGAAAUCACGCCACUAUCGGAAUCGAUUUAGUCGCAAUGUGCGUGAACGACGUGCUCGCCCACGGCGCCCAGCCUUUAUUCUUCCUCGACUAUUUCGCCUGCGGAAAACUGGAUCUUGAAGUAAGCAAGAAGGUGGUGGCAGGUGUUGGUGAAGGUUGCAAACUUGCCGACUGCACAUUAAUCGGUGGAGAAACCGCGGAAAUGCCUGACAUGUAUAAGUGUGGCGAAUACGAUCUGGCCGGUUUUUCGGUCGGGGCGGUGGAACGAGAUUGUUUGUUGCCUCGAACAAAUGAAAUUGCAGCGGGUGACGUUGUCAUAGGAUUGCCGUCUAGCGGUGUGCAUAGUAACGGAUUUAGCUUAGUAAGAAAAGUUGUACAGCUAUCAGGCCUAUCAUAUAAUCAGCAGGCACCAUUUAGUGAAACAGGAAAAACGCUUGGCGAAGAAUUACUAACGCCAACAAAGAUUUACGUACAAAACCUUAUUGGUCUGGUUAAACAGAAGAAAAUAAAAGCAUUCGCCCACAUUACAGGUGGAGGGUUGUUAGAAAAUAUCCCUCGCAUAUUACCUCCGACAUUAUCGGCGCAUCUUGAUGCAACAUCAUGGACGAUUCCAAAAGUAUUCGGGUGGUUAGCGGUAACAGGUGGAAUUAACGAAUUUGAAAUGUUGCGCACGUUUAAUUGUGGAAUCGGAGGAGUAGUAGUUAUUAAACCGGAAGACGAGCCGUGCGUAUUGAAUGGCUUGGUUUCGCUGGGCGCGGUAAAGAUCGGCGCGAUAAAAAUGAAGAGUGCAGAUGCGAAGUCGGUUACAGUCGAUAACUUUAUGAAAUCGAUGGAUUUAAUCAUGCGGCCGUUUGUUGCCGAUGCUACUUCUAAGUUAUGCGUACGAAAAAAAAGAGUGGGUGUUCUUAUAUCUGGCAGUGGCACAAACUUGCAAGCUCUUAUCGAUUCGACCAGAGAUCCAACCAAGCAUAGCGCCGCCGAAAUUGUGUUGGUGAUCUCGAAUAAGCCUACCGCGUAUGGAUUAGAAAGGGCUAAAAAAGCUGGAAUACCUGCACUUGUUAUUAGUCACAAAGAUUACAACUCGAGGGAGGCGUAUGAUACGAUUUUACACGAAAAAUUGGUGCAAGCCAACGUUGACAUCAUCUGCUUGGCGGGUUUCAUGCGAAUUUUGAGCGGAGAAUUCACGCAGAAAUGGACGGGACGAAUGAUUAACAUCCAUCCCUCACUUCUACCGUUAUUUAAAGGUGCCAAUGCCUGGCAACAGGCUUUAAAUUCGGGCGUACGCGUUACCGGAUGUUCCGUCCACUUUGUCGAGGAGGACGUCGACGCUGGAGCAAUAAUUGUUCAAGAAACUGUACCUAUCAAGCCGGAUGAUACUGAAGAAAGUCUGCUGGAAAGAAUACACACAGUCGAACAUAAAGCAUACCCUCUUGCAUUGGAACUGGUAGCGUCAGGGCGAGCGAAGCUGAAUGAAGAUAAGAAAGUAGUCUUGUGUUAAUUAUUAAGAGAGAACAAGAAAUAAAGAGCAGUUUUCAUACA